AUGGCAUUCGGCAAGGGUGGUUACCGUGGAGGGGGCCAACAUGGGGGAGGACGUGGGCGAGGCGGCGGUCGGGGAGAAGGACAUCAUUCCGGCAAUUCCACGAUAGAGUUGGUUGUCAAGGGGUGGACAAGCUCGACAAUACCGGCCCGUGAUCAGAAGUCUGCGGUACUAGGCUUUCUCAAAAGCAAGUCAGGCUGUCAGAUCAUAUCAGACAGAGUGGUUAAAGUCCAUAUCCUCUUUAUCGAAAUAUGGGAAAGGGACAAAAAUCGAUUCUACCAAUUGGAUGGCAGCACUUGGAGCGGGACCACAAUCAAAAUCGAGGAGUCACGACAGCGAACCGACAAUGCUAAUAAGUUUCCACCGAGCGGCCCUCGAGCCGACGGAAACAGUCAUUACAAGCAGCACAACAACAGCGGCUUCGGCUCGCAAAUCAACGGGAAAAACGACGACUUAUUCGCGGUUGAAGUGGCGGACAAAAUAGCCGCCGUCAUUCGCAGCUGCUACACAGAAACCGACAAACACCUCAACUUUACCAACCUCGCCAACCAUAGUGGCAUCCAACAAAUUCCCGACAUACAGAACGCAACAGAUGGCGCCAAGGUCUGGGAGGCGAUCUUCACGAUUUGCAAAACGAACGUCUGGCCGAGUAAUCAUCAACGAAACAUAAGUGUUCAUCUGAUCAGUCUCAGACAGAACGAGAUCACUAACGUCACGGUUAUCGAGGCACUAUCGCGGUUCUUCCCCCGCAUACAGGGCCUCGACUUGGGCGACAAUAAACUCGAGAACAUGAACAGUUUGAUCGCGUUCAGCGACAAGUUUCGAGAACUACAGCACAUCAUAAUCGACGGCAAUCCAGUCUGUUACCUGCCUGACACGGUACCGACGUUGCGCCAGUGGUAUCCAAAGCUCAAGCAAGUCAACAACACCCCUGUCGAGACGAUUCAAGAUGCGAUACCAUUUCCGGUAGGGCAGCCAGCACCAGUGUUGGGGAUAGGGAUAGGCGUAGGGGUAGGACAAACCCCCUUCCGACCGGACGAUCGAUACAAGGAUACACCUGCAGCACAGAUCCCAGUUGAUCCUACUCGGCCGUGGCAUCCGGAGAUACCAGUGGACUCUCUCUUUGCAGUCAAGACACCGGAUAAGCCGCAAGACGUUUGGGAACGUGAAGUGCUGGGACUCCGAUUCAGCAUUCAGACGAAGCUGAACAUGGCUUCGACGGAAGAAUGCCUGAAAGCAAAUCACUGGGACUACGACAAGGCACUUGCCAACUUCAGCGAAAUCAAUUCGAAAAACCAAAUUCCUCGAGACAGAUUUCUGCCAGUAUAG
Messenger RNA from Cladophialophora carrionii CBS 160.54, 1326 nucleotides. RefSeq lists its product as uncharacterized. NCBI's taxonomy places the organism in Eukaryota, Fungi, Ascomycota, Eurotiomycetes, Chaetothyriales, Herpotrichiellaceae. Bases 1 to 1326 code for a protein of 441 amino acids. Gene Ontology annotation, molecular function: RNA binding; protein binding. The record is from RefSeq and is a predicted model, not a curated record. Gene Ontology annotation, cellular component: nucleus. Gene Ontology annotation, biological process: poly(A)+ mRNA export from nucleus. The transcript has a single exon.